Acanthopagrus latus (yellowfin seabream) is the source of this 2415-nucleotide messenger RNA. RefSeq names its product interferon regulatory factor 6 (gene irf6). Gene Ontology annotation, molecular function: protein binding; RNA polymerase II cis-regulatory region sequence-specific DNA binding; DNA-binding transcription factor activity, RNA polymerase II-specific. Gene Ontology annotation, cellular component: nucleus. Gene Ontology annotation, biological process: immune system process; regulation of transcription by RNA polymerase II. The coding region runs from base 159 to 1637 and encodes 492 amino acids. NCBI's taxonomy places the organism in Eukaryota, Metazoa, Chordata, Actinopteri, Spariformes, Sparidae. The record is from RefSeq and is a predicted model, not a curated record. The transcript is spliced from 8 exons.
UAGUUUCGUGUUUGCUCGCUUUGUUCAUUUGCGGUCUGGAUAAACUCCACCGCAAUCCUCACGUUUGAAGUAAAACGAGGCCGUCACAUGAAGUCUAACCUGCAACGUUAGCCGCUCUUUAGUUUGAGAAAGACACGAGCUCCUUCUGUCAAGGCAGGAUGUCGGUAACCCCUCGGCGUGUCCGCCUGAAGCCCUGGCUGGUCGCUCAGGUGGACAGCGGGCGAUACCCGGGUCUGGUGUGGCUGGACCGGGAGCAAAUGCGCUUCAGGAUUCCAUGGAAACACGCCACACGUCACACACCCCAGCACGAGGACGAGGACACCAUAUUUAAGGCGUGGGCUGUGGAGACGGGGAAGUUCCAAGAGGGAGUUGAUGAACCUGAUCCUGCAAAGUGGAAAGCUCAGCUCCGAUGUGCCCUGAACAAAAGCCGAGAAUUCAACCUGGUGUACGACGGCACCAAAGAGGUCCCCAUGAAUCCUUUGAAGAUAUAUGACGUCUGCGACAUCCCGCAGCCGCUCAGUAACCAAGCUUCUUCAGAUGCUGGCUCUUGGACUCCGCAUGAUGAAGAAGGUAUUGAGGAAGAUGUCCCAGAUACACCAGAGUCUCUCCCUCCAUACCCCUCCAAUGGCACCAGCCCCUCUCCUAUGAUCAUGUGGUCUCCCAUGGGCUCAGACUCCUCUAUUCAGCCCCCCAGCUGCCCCCCAUCAAACGAGGUCUGGCCCAAAGAGGAGCCUGUUAAGAUCUGGCCCAAAGAGGAGCCUGUGGAUGUGGAGAUGCACACCACAACCCUGGCUGACAUGCCCCCUGCUCCGCUGCCCGAUCACUCAAUGCAGCCGCCUCCUCUACCUGACGCCCUGUUUGCCUCUCCGGAGACGUGGAUCAGUUCCCUCCCGAUGACAGACCUGGAGGUGACGUUCCUGUACAGAGGGAAAGAGAUGUGUCCCACGGCCAACGUCAGUAACCCUCAGGGCUGCAGGCUGUUCUACGGAGACCUCGGCCCCAUGGUGAACCAGGAGGAGCUGUUCGGCCCGGUGAACCUGGAGCAGCUGCGCUUCCCGACCACAGAGCACAUCUCCAACGACAAGCAGAGGGUCUUCACCAGCCGCCUGCUGGAUGUGAUGGACAGAGGCUUGAUCCUGGAGGUCAGCGGCCACGACAUCUAUGCAGUCCGUCUCUGCCAGUGUAAGGUGUACUGGUCGGGCCCCUGUGCUCCAAAUCCAGCAGCGCCAAAUCUUAUAGAGCGCCAGAGGAAGGUCAAACUGUUUUGUCUGGAGUCUUUUCUCAGUGGGGUGAUAGCCUACCAGCGUGGUCAGACACCAUCCCCCCCUCAGUUUGAAAUCAGCUUGUGUUUUGGAGAGGAGUGGCCUGAUGGGAGGCCCCGGGAGAGGAAACUCAUCAUGGUACAGGUCAUUCCAGUAGUGGCCCGCAUGAUCACCGAGAUGUUUUCCGGAGACAACACGCGAUCCUUCGACAGCGGCAGCGUUCGCCUGCAGAUUUCAAUCCCGGACAUCAAAGACAACAUAGUGACCCACCUAAAGCAGCUGUACUGCCUGCUACAGACCCACCAGGGCCAGGACGGCUGGGCACUGCCGCCCGGCCCGGGCCUGAACAUCGUCCAGGCUCUACAGGGACAGUGAAGCAGCGCACACUGUGAACAUACAUAUAUCAUCACUGAGUUACCUACUGUUAGCAAAGAAGUACUUAUGUGUAAUCGUAUUUAGAAGUGUGCACAAUUUAUUGUAGGAUUCUUCCGCCUUUUUCGAGUGUAAAUGUGUUUUUCUGUAUGUAGAAGUAGGGCUUCAGACCUGCAGCUCCCUUCGUUAUGUGCUCAGGGCUCGUAGACAGAUGAGGUGACUGCAUGGGCCAAAGUCCUGCUGGCGAACAUUUAACAUAGUUAAUGAGUUACAGAAACUGUCCUGUGUCUUUAUGUAUCCAAAACGAGUCAGUGAUCACCAAACUCUCCUCACUGGGCAGAAUGAUUUUUAUCUUUUGAGCUCAUAUGUAAUGUUUUGAAGCAUAGGUUUUAAUAUAUAGUUAAAUGUGAAUUAAAGCACGGGUAGUUUCCUCCUCUGUUCAUUUACACUGCUGUACACUGUCUGGCAUCCCAUUAUCCUGCGACCACACGUAAUUAGGUGUGUCAUGUUUUGUAUCACUUUCUUAAUCACCUGGCCUGCAGUUUUGUUGUCUGUUGUUUUAUUUCUUCACUUAUAUAUUGUAGGAUAUUUUUGUAUUCAUAUCUUUGAUUUUAAGUCAUCUGAUGUGUCCAGCUAAACAUCAUUCAGCUGUAUGGAUCUGUUUUAAUAUGGAUGCCGCUGCACUUUGAGGUGCUGAAUUAUGUUUUAUGAGUAGUUGAAUGAAAGUGCAUUUAUCCUGAUAUUGUAUGUUUAUUUUACCAAUAAAAAAAAGCCAAACUAA